Molecule: messenger RNA, 814 nt
Organism: Paralichthys olivaceus (Japanese flounder)
Lineage: Eukaryota; Metazoa; Chordata; Actinopteri; Pleuronectiformes; Paralichthyidae
Source: RefSeq, a predicted model, not a curated record
AUGUCCACAGCUCUAGAGCUCACCAAUGUGCAGGAGACAUGGAGGGAGGGGAUGAGACACUCAUGGUGCAUUUAUUUCAUCCACCAGGGGGAGCUUACAGACGGUGGACUCGCUCUGACUCAGGGAGACAAACUGAGAGCAUUAAAGAGUCGACGCCCCCCCCGCCCCGCCACCACCGGACCUCUGAGGAUGGAUGACAUGAAGAUUCACAGCAGAUCAGCAUCUCAGCCGCUCAGGUUAUCGUUGGGAGCCACCCCCCCCUCCCCCCUAAAGUCCUCCAGGUUCCCAUCAUCCUCUGCUUCAGGUGCAGCCAAGAGGAUUGGGAGGAGUCCGUCAUCAACAGCCUCGAAUAUUAGGCGCUCAGCCCUUGGCUCUCGAUUGGCCAGCUCUCUGACAGACCUUUAUGUGGAGGAGGAAACAACAAAUCGUUUUUCUUCUCCUCCUCCUCCCUCCUCCUCCUCUGUGCCUCUAAGCCCCUCCUCCUCCUCCCUGGUCUCGUCUUCUCUUUGUCGCUAUGGUAAUGGCCCUCGCGGUAUGCAGCACGAGGUCAACAACAACAGCAGUCUGUUCGGCUCCACAGCGCCCCCUCCAGGAAAAAGCUUUGUCCACCCAGGGCCCCAGGACUUCAGUGCUUGCAGAGGCCCUGGGCCCUACAGUGCUAUGAAGGGCCCGUCAGGACGCUACCUGAGCCGCUCCAUACCUGUAAGUCCUCUGACACGGCAGCAGCUUAGCCCCGCCCCGUUCUCAUGGUUGGCUCUCUCUCUUCUACUGUCACAAACACACUGGCCACAUAAACUGAUGCCUCACCUGUAGU